Molecule: messenger RNA, 1899 nt
Organism: Gigantopelta aegis
Lineage: Eukaryota; Metazoa; Mollusca; Gastropoda; Neomphalida; Peltospiridae
Product: probable glycosyltransferase STELLO1
Exons: 1
Coding region: 1-1899 (632 amino acids)
Source: RefSeq, a predicted model, not a curated record
AUGGUUUGUCCUUUCAGAUGCCACAACUGUAUAUUCUUUGGUCGGCAUUCUUUAUCUAAAGUGCGAAAAUUACAUCCGUUGAAACACACCGUCAAACCGAUAACGUUGGACGCAGUGCUGUACGUCGUUUACUCCGGAGCCCAGUGGAUAUUCUGGAGUAAUGGAGCCAGCGGAUUGAAAGAGGAAGUCGACAAGUUCAAAAUGGCGGCCAGAGCAAAAGGACUCAUCUAUACAACUGGAAACAUCAUGCAAGCGUCACGUCAUUUCACGUAUAACGGAGAAGCGAGUACUAACCAAUCAGGUCUUUAUCGACGCUGGAACUGGAGUGUUCCAUCCAUCCAAAAGGUAUGGCGGCCAGUGAAACAUUCACAUGAAAUGAUUGAUUAUCGCGCUCCUCCUGUUCUCGUUCCGGCUGACACUUACGUCACGGAGACCCUCACCGAUUGUUUGUUCAACCGGAAUACAUUCUGGUCUUUGGGACCGUUGUUUACGACAUCACGUGACCCUGGCUAUAUUUGGUCCUUUUGGAUACAGCGCCUCUUGUGGGAAUACGGCGGGAACAUUGAGUUGUUUUCUCCUUUGAGAAACGGUCACUUCACAUACAACAACGAACACGUGGAAAAUGCUGAUGGUCAUAUAUCUGCGCUAACACUUCUUGGGAAAAAGCUGUCGAACUGGCGCUGUGACGUAAACAAGACGUUUGAUGCGUGUGUUAAAGAUUUGGCUCAGAGGAUGGUGGGAUGGAAAUAUUUCACGCAGAAGGAAAUAUCGGUAAUAAAUGUUUGGUUUUCUCUUCUGGGAACCAUCCAACCAAUCAGAAUCAAGGACUGGCGCAAAGGAAGCAGCGUCAAGCCCACGAACGGUUACCGAGUGAUGUUCAAUCCAGGAAGACCAGUUUUAUCGCACACGAACCAAAGCCAGGAAGACAAAGGACGAUUUAUUAUGGAAAAUCCUUUUAACCCGAUCUGCAAGAACUAUCGGCAGAAGUCAGCAGGCAAACCCGUGAUACCAUCGGCGAUUCAGCUGAUUGAUGAUAUCUUGUUGAUUAUCAUAUUUAACCGACCUGGCUUCCUCGAUAACAUCGCAUAUCUAAACUACGUGCACGGCAGAUAUUUCUCUCACAUUCUCAUGUGCGCUCACUCUUUGGAUGAAUUUAAGAAAUAUGCUCCUACUAAGAACAAAGUCUCGUUCAUCGAGAUCAACCUUGGAGUCGGCGUCCUCGGUUACCAAUGCAUGAUGGAAGCGAUGCAGAUGGGAUACGACGUGAAAGGCUACCUCCAGAUCAGCGAUGACGUGAUACUAAAUACUUGGAACAUUGCCAAACUGCCACGCAACCGGAUCUGGUUUCAGAGUCGCAUGCGCGUUGGGAGGCUAGCCUCGAAGAGGGUGCCCAAUAUCCACGUGGGUAAACACGUGGUUAAACACUGGUGGCCAUGGUCGUCACAGUGGGGAGUGGGUCAGGUCUACAAAGUCUGGCAGGAUUAUUCAGCCAUUUUGAAAGAUCCUAAAGUGGCCCCAAUAAUACAGAAAUUCCUCAAAACUUUGACGGAAAACUCCCGAAAGCCAGACGGCGUUUAUUACGAAGCUUCGGACAUCUACUACAUCCCUUCGAGUCUGAAAGAAGACUACGUGUUUCUGUCGUCCUGGUUCCUCAAGGAAAGGGUGUAUCUGGAGAUAGCCAUACCCACGGUCAUUAACGGACUGGCACGAAGCUCGGAGAUUGUCCGAAUGCCAGGGACGUAUCUCUGGUACAGCGAUAGGGUAAAGUUCAGGAAAACCUUUAACCCGAGUCACUGCUUUCUCCACCCGUUCAAGCUGAAGCAUCAGCUAAAAGAAGAAUCAGGAGCCAAGUUUUACUGCGAAGAGUAUUUACCUCUAAUCGAAAGAAGCUUACCCUGA